AUGGACAUCGUGGGGUCGCUGCAUCUGUCCCAGGGUGUUUCACACCUGCUGACGGUGGUGGACCGUUUAACGCGGUGGCCGGAGGCCAUCCCGCUCAUGGACACUUCUGACCAAUCAUGUGCUCACGCACCUGUGGCCAAUUGGAUUGCGCGCUUCAGGGUGCCACUGGAUAUCACCUCUGACCAGGGUGCCCAGUUCACAUCCGAACUGUGGUCUGCAAUCGGCCGCCUGCUGGGGACUCAGCUCCAGCAUUUGACAGCAUACCAUAUCCAGUCGAAUGAGUUAGUGGAGCGGUUCCACCGCCAUCUCAAAGGCGCCUUCAAGGCUCACCUCACGUGCCCCAGAAUGGAUGGACGAGUUGCCGUUUGUCCUACUGGGAAUUCGGACAGCCCUGAAGACGAUUUGUUAUCAUCCUCGGCGGAGUUGGUUUAUGGCCCUCCACUCACCAUCCCCGUGGGAUUUAUACCGGCCGCUGAUGGGUCCCGGGAUCCCGCCGUCAUCUGUGCUGGUGUGACGUGGGAGAGGGUCAGCGCCCUGUCUCCCAUCCCGACCUCUCGUCAUGUGCCACCAGCACUCGCGGACAGUUUGUACGUCUUUCUACGCUGCAACGCCCACAGGUCAUCCUUACAGCGCCCAUAUGAGGGUCCAUUUUACGUGCUGCAGCACGACGUUUGUUUUGGACAUGGGUGGUCUGCAAGAAACUGUGUCUGUAGCGCGACUGAAGUCGGCCCAUAUGGACCUGAGAGAGCCAGUACAGGUGGCUCAACCUCGCCGUCAGGGGGCGUCCGCCGUCCCGGGUUUCCACGGAUUUUCCCAAACUGCACAGUUCCCUUGUGCGUGGGGAUGUAUUUACGAGGUCUGGCCACCUAA
Molecule: messenger RNA, 870 nt
Organism: Leucoraja erinaceus (little skate)
Lineage: Eukaryota; Metazoa; Chordata; Chondrichthyes; Rajiformes; Rajidae
Exons: 1
Coding region: 1-870 (289 amino acids)
Biological process (GO): DNA integration
Molecular function (GO): nucleic acid binding
Source: RefSeq, a predicted model, not a curated record